UUUUGAAACGCGGGACGCAACCCGGAUGUAAAUAAACCUCACGUGGUUGCUGCGCGCGGUGAAGAUGUCUGCCCCGGUGAAACGAGCCCAGGUGAUCUCCUCUCAGGCCGAGGACAGAGUGGACUGGAAGAAGAGGAAGGCAGAGGUAAAAGAGGCUCAGAAGCAAAGGAACGAGGCCAAGCUGAUCAAACAGUUGGAAAAGCAGAAACAACAAGAGGCGGCAGAGAAAGCCAAACUCAAACAAACCCAACACAGAAAAGGUCGGGCUUACACGGUGAGUGUAGCUCUGCCGGGUUCUGUCCUGGAUAACGCUCAGUCCACCGAACUUCGUACAUACCUGGCCGGACAGAUCGCCCGAGCCUGCGUCGUGUUCUGUGUCGACGAGAUCGUCGUGUUUGAUGAACAAGGGGAAGACGUCAAGAGCGUCGAAGGAGAGUUUAAAGGCGUCGGGAAGAAAGGUCACGCUUGUAUUCAGCUCGCCAGAAUACUUCAAUACCUCGAAUGUCCUCAGUAUCUACGCAAGUGGUUUUUCCCAAAGCAUCAAGAUUUACAGUAUGCAGGUUUGCUUAACCCUUUAGACAGCCCUAACCACAUGAGGAUGGACGACGAGUCAGAGUACCGGGAAGGAAUCGUCCUCGACAGGCCGACCAAACAAGGACAAGGCUCGUUAGUCAACUGUGGAAUGAGAAAGGAUGUUCGGAUCGAUAAACAGCUGCAGUCCGGACUUCGCGUCACAGUUCAGCUCAAUAAGACACAGAAUCAAGAGAAUAAACUAUAUAAAGGUGUGGUGGUGCCUCCUCAUGUGCCCAGAACUGAAGGAGGUCUCUACUGGGGAUACACUGUCCGCCUGGCAUCUUGCCUCAGUGCAGUUUUCUCCGAAAGUCCUUAUGAAGAAGGAUACGAUGUGACCGUCGGCACAUCAGAGAGAGGCAGCAACGUGGACCAGACGACGCUGUCACCGUUCAAGCAUCUCUUGGUCGUGUUCGGAGGUCUCCAGGGAUUAGAGGCCAGCGUCGACUCUGACCAAAACCUGGAUGUGACUGACCCCAGUGCUUUAUUUGACCUCUACCUCAACACGUGCCCCGGACAGGGCAGCAGGACCAUUCGCACAGAGGAGGCCAUCUUAGUUUCCAUGGCGGCGCUGAGACAGAAGAUCACAGCCGCCUUUUCAGACGUGUCCAGUGAUUUAUUAAAGAGUUAGUGAUGGAGGCAUGUAAACAGACACACUGGAAGACAUUUUAUCAUCCAACUGGUGUUCACAAUGACUUUCCUUACUGUUCACAUAACAUCAUACACAUCAGAUACCUGUCAUAUUUCUCUCUGUGUUGCUUUAUUAAACAUAAUUUUGUAUGUAUUUGUCUCUAAAUGGCUAAAACAAAUUGUAAAUAUUUAAAUACAAACACAGACCCACGGA
Messenger RNA from Larimichthys crocea (large yellow croaker), 1414 nucleotides. It is a transcript of the gene spout1, whose product is annotated as SPOUT domain containing methyltransferase 1. The record is from RefSeq and is a predicted model, not a curated record. Lineage: Eukaryota; Metazoa; Chordata; Actinopteri; Sciaenidae. The transcript has 12 exons. Gene Ontology annotation, cellular component: spindle pole centrosome; mitotic spindle; kinetochore. The coding region runs from base 65 to 1201 and encodes 378 amino acids. Gene Ontology annotation, biological process: maintenance of centrosome location; miRNA processing. Gene Ontology annotation, molecular function: miRNA binding.